AUGGGCUUCUUUGGCAUCUACAAGGAAGCCUGCAAACUCACAGCAGCAAACAAGACAAUCUUUUCACAAAUCACCUUAACCCUUCUCCUUCCUUCAGCCUUCUUUCUCUUGUCUGAAAUACGAUUCUCGACUUACUCAAAAAUAGAAACUCCAUGGAUCGAUAAUGGUUGGAGUAUAGGCCAAUACCUCUAUUACAUCUUCCUGUUCGUUUACAUUAUCUUGUCAACUUCUAGCAUCGUGUAUACCGUUGCUUGUUUCUAUACCUCCAGAGAUAUCACUUACAAGAAAGCUACUAGUGCAACUGGUAAGUUAUGGUGGGAUCUUAUAGUCACAUUCUUAUGGUGCUUCUUGUUCUUGGCUAUAUACACCUCUGUAACUUUCGGUUUGCUGUGGUUUUGGUUUUCCACCGAUAGAGAUGGGAUUAGAACUUUGAUAUUGAUAAUUUGUCUAUCUGUUCCUGCUUUCGCCGGAUUAACUUACAUAUUGGUUGUCUGUAACAUCGCAACCGUUGUUACGAUAUUAGAAAAAGAUCUUUAUGGUAGAAAGGCUUUGGCAAAGAGUACGAGGCUGAUCAAGGGUAAGAUUUGGGUUUCCUGUGCUGUUUUUAUGUUGCUUGGGAUCACAUUUGGUGGUAUAGUUUUCACUUACUGUUACCUGUCUUUGUAUGGAAGAAAAGAAAUUAGCAUGGUGGGUAGAGUGUUUGUGGCCAUUGGUUGCCAUUUUUUGAUGGCUAUUUGGUUUCAUAUCUUGUUCGUUGUUGACACUGUGGUGUACUUUGUCUGCAAAUCGGUCCAUAACGAAGAGAUAUCGACUGUUGCGACUCACUUAGAGGUCCCUGUUAUCCAUUUGGUUGUGCAAAUAAAAGACGUUCAUAUUCAGUUAGAGCAAGUACCAGCUUGA
This is a messenger RNA of Papaver somniferum (opium poppy), 900 nucleotides long. RefSeq lists its product as uncharacterized. The record is from RefSeq and is a predicted model, not a curated record. The transcript has a single exon. The coding region runs from base 1 to 900 and encodes 299 amino acids. NCBI's taxonomy places the organism in Eukaryota, Viridiplantae, Streptophyta, Magnoliopsida, Ranunculales, Papaveraceae.